This is a messenger RNA of Pipra filicauda (Wire-tailed manakin), 2263 nucleotides long. It is a transcript of the gene TUFT1, whose product is annotated as tuftelin 1. Lineage: Eukaryota; Metazoa; Chordata; Aves; Passeriformes; Pipridae. The transcript is spliced from 13 exons. The record is from RefSeq and is a predicted model, not a curated record. Gene Ontology annotation, biological process: intracellular signal transduction. Gene Ontology annotation, cellular component: I band; intracellular anatomical structure. The coding region runs from base 18 to 1184 and encodes 388 amino acids.
GCAGUCUCGGCGGGGCCAUGAACGGGCUGAAGGGCUGGUGCGCGGUGCUGGACGUGCGGCCCCACGGCGAGAGCCCGGAGAGCGUGAAGGUGCUGCGGCUGACGCUGCCCCACGAGCUGCCGGGCGAGCGGCGCCAGCAGGCCAAGCAGAAGCCGGUGGGCAAAGCCUUCGCCAUGGUGGCCAACAGGUCCAGCAACGGGCACUCCCUGGCCUCGGAGUGCGUCAAGUGCAACGAGGGGGACGAGGAGAUCAUCAAGGUUUAUCUCAAGGCCCGAGGCGAGGGCAGCACAAACCACGAGGAGAAGGUGACCCAGCUCAAGAGCGAAGGCCGGUACAUCCAGGAGGCUGGAAGUGCUCUGAAGAAGCUGCGGGAGGACUUUAGUAGUAAACUUGAGAGCAGACAAGGAGCUCAGGAGCACCCACAGGUGGGGCUGGAGCAGCACAACGGGAGCUGGAAGUGCCCCGAGAGGCUCCGGGGGGACUCCUGGGAGGAGCAGGAGGAGGAGAACUGCUCCAGCCAGGACGUGGAGACGCUCCAGGAGACGGCCAGGAGGCUCCUCAGGAGGCUGCAGGAGGCCGAGAAGCGCCAUCAGUUGGAGAGGAAAGCCUUCGAGAGGAAGGUGGCCCAGUACCAGGAGGAAGCGGAGCGGGCGAGCUCUGCCCUCCGGAGAGCGGAGAGGGACGUGGAGCAGAAGGAGGUGCAGGUGGACGAGCUCCAGAGGCUCCUGGCCGGGAUGGAAAAGGAGCGCCGGGGUUUGGUGGCCGAGCUGAGGGCCGGGGAGGCCGAGCUGGCGCGGCUGCGGAGCCUGGAGGGGGACAAGGUGGCCCAGCAGGAACGGGUGGCCCAGCUGGAGAAGGAGGUGGCCACGCUGAGGGAGAAGAUCCACCACCUGGAUGACAUGUUGAAGAGCCAGCAGCGCAAAGUGCGGCAGAUGAUCGAGCAGCUCCAGAAUUCCAAGACGGUGAUCCAGGCCAAGGAUUCCACGAUCCAGGAGCUGAAGGAGAGGGUCUCCUACCUGGAGGCUGAGAACCUGGAGAUGCACGACCGGAUCGAGCACCUGAUCGAGAAGCAGGUCAGCCGGGGCGGGCACAGCGCCAGGGCCCGCUCCAAGUCGGAAUACGUGAGCAGCAAGAGGCUGACGGGCCCCAAACCGCUGCCUCUGAUCCGGGUGGUGGAGACCUGAUUCCCGAGGGCCGGGCCGAGCUUGGACUCUUCCCCUUGGCACGGUCGGCUCCGGAUUUCCCUGCUUGGCUCUCGUGCUCCGGCCUCGGGACCCUCCCGGAGCGGCCGCGGGAGCAGCCGAGGGCGGGCGGGGCCCCAGGGCGCUCCCGGCACGAGGAAUGAGGUUUGGGAAGCGUUCCAGGUUUGGGAAGCGUUCCUGCGGGAUCCCAGCCCAGCUGGGUCUGGGAGUCGGGAUAAUCCCCCUUCCUUCGGGAUAAUCCCCCCCCUUUGGCGUGGGCGAGGCGGAUUCGCCGUCCCUGGGUGUCCCGGCAGAGCCCCCCCCCCACUCCGGGUUUGUCCAACCCCGGGGGGGUCUCACCGUCACUUUUGGGGUUUGAAAACUCUCCAAAGGCGAAGGUUCCGCCUCCCAAAGAAAUCCCUCCUUCCCCCCACGAGUCGGGAGCCUCCCACCUCCCACCUCCAGCCCCCCCCUGGACCCGGCGAAGCCUCGCCCUUCCCAAAAAUCCGCCUCUUCCCAAAAAUCCGCCUCUUCCCGCGCUUUUCCCCCUCCCCCCCGUUUCGACCCGCCCCCCGAGGCCGCUCGGGGCCCCAUUCCCUGUAUUUAUUUCCAAUAAAUUAUUGGUGUCUCCCGAGGAUGUGGCGACGGGCACAGGCUGCUGCUCCCCCCCCGGCAUUCCCGGGAAUGCGGCCCAGGACUGCCCAUCCCACGUUUGACCCGGGAAACACCAGCCCAGCUCCCUCCUGGAGCCGGUUUUAUUCCCUGGUUUAUUCCCUGUUUUUAUUCCCUGGUUUUAUUCCCUGGUUUAUUCCCUGUUUUCCUAUAAAAUUCCACCGUCUGCCUCCGAUCCCGCCGGCUCCGGGUGGUUGGAAGGUGGGAACGGGGGGAAUCUGGGGGGGGGUUUCCUGUGUCCUCCAGGUGCUUCUGGAUGGGGGUUUUCCAGCCUUUUUUGUGUCCCAUCCCCACUCCGGGGCCUCGGGGUUGGAAUUCCGGCCAUCCCCAGCACCCGGAGUUUGGGAAGAAGGAGGGGAAAAAGGUGGGAAGGAAAAGUGGGAGGAGGAAGGAGAGGAGGGAAAGGAAGG